Camelina sativa (false flax) is the source of this 3804-nucleotide messenger RNA. The record is from RefSeq and is a predicted model, not a curated record. NCBI's taxonomy places the organism in Eukaryota, Viridiplantae, Streptophyta, Magnoliopsida, Brassicales, Brassicaceae.
AUGUCUUUUAUUUAUGGUGAUCCUGUUCCCCAACAUCGAGACAAGGUUUGGGAGAAAUUGACAGAUAUUGGCUCAUUUCGCAUUGAUCCUUGGUUUUUAAUUGGGGACUUUAAUGAACUAACUGGAAAUCAUGAGAAACAGGGUGGUGCUUUGAGAUCUGCAUCCUCUUUUGUUUCUUUUAAUUCAAUGCUCCGUCAUUGUGGGAUGUUGGAGUUUCCUUGUUAUGGGGAACAGUUAUCCUGGAGAGGCAACCGAUGUAAUAAUCAGGUGGUGCGUUGUAGGUUAGACCGGGCACUGGGAAAUGAGGAUUGGCAAGGGUUUUUCCCAAAUUCGAGGGUAGAUUAUUUAGAGAUGAUUGGUUCGGAUCACAGCCCAAUCUUAGCAACUUGUCUGAAGACGGCCAGGAGAUGUCAUAGACAGUUCCGCUUUGAUAAGCGCUGGUUGGGUAAGGAGGGUAUAACAGCUGUGGUCGAGUCAGGUUGGAAUCGCACGAAAAAUUUUCGUAUUCCGGGUUUUGUUGAUAAGAUAAGGAAUUGCAGAAACUCGCUUUCGUGGUGGCGAAAGAAUAAUAUCAAUUCUGGUCCUUCAACGAUUUCCUCCUUGAAGGAGGCUUUGCAAGAGGCAAAAAUGGAUGACUUAAUCUCAACAGACGAAAUUCGGGUUAUUGAGAGGAAAUUAAAAGAGGCAUAUCGUGACGAGGAAAUCUACUGGCAACAAAAGAGCCGAAAGUUCUGGUUAAGAGUUGGAGACAAAAAUACUAAGUAUUUCCAAGCAUCCACUAAGCAGAGACGUGUGAGGAAUCGAAUUAUUGGUUUAUUUGGAGAUGAUGAUGCUUGGAUUGAGUCUCCCUCGGGCAUGGAGAAUAUUGCUACUAAAUAUUUUGAGGGUCUUUUUAAGAAGGUGGAUGGUGGGGGUAUCUCCGAGGUGUUGCAGGAAAUUAAGCCUCUGGUCACAGACAACAUUAAUAGGGAUCUUACUAGGGAUAUUUCUGAGGCGGAGGUUCGCAAGGCGCUAUUUGCGAUGCAUCCGGAAAAAACUCCAGGCCCUGAUGGAAUGACGGCUUUGUUCUUCCAACGUUUCUGGGCUUCUUUGAAAGGUGAUCUGGUGGCGUUGGUUAGGGAGUUUUUUCGGACGGGAUGUUUCGAUCCUCGCCUGAAUGAGACAAAUAUUUGUCUUAUUCCUAAAGUUGCCAAUCCUCAGCGGAUGGCGAACUUUCGGCCAAUCAGUCUUUGUAAUGUGAGUUAUAAAAUAAUUUCCAAGGUUCUGUGUUUUAGGCUACGGCGGGUUUUGCCCCUCUUGGUUUCCGAAACUCAAUCGGCCUUUGUUUCUGGUCGUUUAAUCACGGAUAAUAUCUUGGUUGCUCAAGAGAUGUUUCAUGGGCUAAAUACUAACAGACGGUGCAAGUCGGAGUUUCUGGCCUUCAAAACAGAUAUGAGCAAGGCUUACGAUAGGGUGGAGUGGGAUUUCUUGGAGGCGGUUUUGGUCAAGUUUGGAUUCGCCCAGAAAUGGAUUUCGUGGAUUAUGUGGUGUGUUUCUUCUGUUACGUAUCAGGUUCUGAUGAAUGGGCAGCCGAGGGGGUCCAUUAUUCCCCAGAGGGGUUUACGACAAGGGGAUCCUUUGUCACCGUAUUUAUUCAUACUUUGCACGGAGGUUUUGAUAGCAAACAUUAAAAAGGCGGAACGAGAUAAGAAAUUGACGGGAAUUUCAAUAGCCCGAGAUAGUCCAUCUGUAUCACAUUUGUUGUUCGCUGAUGAUAGUCUUUUCUUCUGUAAGGCAGAAGAAUCUGAAUGCCGGACGGUAAUCUCCAUAAUAGGUAACUAUGGUAAAGCCUCGGGGCAAGAGGUCAAUCUGACGAAGUCUUCUAUUAUGUUUGGUAAGAAGGUCCCUCCUGAGAUAAGAGCUCAGCUUAAAUCAGUUAUUGGUAUUUCCCAAGAGGGCGGGAUGGGUUCUUACUUGGGUAUCCCUGAAAACCUACAGGGAUCGAAAACUAAAGUAUUUAGCUAUGUGAAGGAUCGGUUGGAUGACCGCGUUAAUGGUUGGUCCGCCAAGCUUUUAUCCAAAGGUGGUAAGGAAGUCAUGAUCAAAUCCGUGGCCUUAGCCCUUCCGACUCAUGUUAUGUCGUGCUAUAAAUUAACGCAGGACUUGACGUCUAAACUAACGAGUGCUAUCUCCUCCUUCUGGUGGAAGUCAAAUGAUAAGGCUCGAGGAAUGCAUUGGCUGGCCUGGGACAAAAUGUGUAAAGAGAAAUGUGAUGGAGGCCUGGGGUUUAGGGCUCUCGAACAAUUUAAUGAUGCCAUGCUGGCGAAACAGUAUUGGCGAUUAAUUCACUAUCCGGAUUCCUUAAUGGCUCGGGUCAUGAAAGGACGGUAUUUUAGGAAUCAACAUCCUAUUAUGGCAAAAAAAUCAUAUAAUCCCUCCUUUGCCUGGAGGAGUAUUUAUUCAACUAAAGAUUUAGUAGAGGAAGGUGCGCGGUGGACGGUAGGUUCGGGUGUUUCUAUUUCGGUUUGGCGAGACCCGUGGUUACCAGAUGUACGACCCAGACCAGCUAAUGGUCGGGGAAGGUUAUUGCAUCCAAAUUUGAUGGUCAAUCAUUUAAUCAACCCAAUUACGAAGGAUUGGCAUCUGCCCAUCUUAGAGGAAUUCAUGGAUCCCGUGGAUAUACAGCUUAUACGGAAUAUGGCAGUCAGUAAGACUAAUAGACCGGAUCGUCUAGUUUGGCAUUUUACUAAGUCGGGGAAAUACUCGGUGAAGACCGGGUAUCGGGUCGCUCGGGAAUUAGUUGCGGAAGUUGAAUACGGCCCAACGUGUACGGCUUUAAGGGCUCAAUCCUGGGAACUUGACGUCCCCCCAAAGAUCCCACACUUUUUCUGGCAGAUCGCUUCAGGUACUCUUCCAGUUCUAGAACGGUUAGCACAUCGGGGUAUUCGGUGUGAUACACGGUGCAAAAGAUGUGACUUAACAGCAGAGACUAUAAAUCACGCGCUUUUUGAGUGUCCUCGGUCGCGACAGAUUUGGGAGUUGACUCCGGUAUCUUUGGACCCCCAACGCUUUCCAUAUGCCUCAAUAUAUGCGAAUUUAGACUUUAUUUUUUGGCGGGCAUCUUCCCAGUCGGGUGUCACGGAUAUAGCUUUACAGCUUCCAUGGAUCAUUUGGUCUCUUUGGAAAGAUAGAAAUAAAAAGGUAUUCCAAGGCAUUGAGGCUGAACCAAAUGAUAUUCUCGGUCAGGCGGCCAAUGAUAAAGCACUUUGGGAGGAGGCCAAAGCUUUUUCGAGAGGACACAUAGCACCAACGCCACCUUUAGAGGAUAGAAUCUUUUCCUCAUGCUGUCAGAUAGACGGUUCAUGGAAAGGCUCAGAUCCUUUUCAGGGUCUGGGUUGGUGGUACUGUAAUGAUGAAGGUUCGACGCUGCUUCUGGGAGCAAGAAGUUUUCGUCGUGGAUCUACGCCCCUUCAUGCGGAGCUGCAAGCCCUGAUUUGGGCGAUGGAGGCUCUCUUGGAGGCUGGGGUGGACUGUCAAGCCUACGAGACGGAUUGUGCAGAGUUCGACGCUGCUUCUGGGAGCAAGAAGUUUUCGUCGUGGCUCUACACCUCUCCAUGCGGAGCUGCAAGCCCUGAUUUGGGCGAUGGAGGCUCUCUUGGAGGCUGGGGUGGACUGUCAAGCCUACGAGACGGAUUGUGCAGAGUAGGGGAACCUUCAAACUGUAACUGUCAUGUGGACAUUACGGAGGAUGGCCCUGGUGAUAGGCGUGUGGACUUUGGAUCUUCUAUUUGUUACUUGUUCUGUGGGUUUGAGUUUCAAGACUGA